UCGUCAUCGUCGCCAUCGCCGUCGUCACCGACAACCAGCCCUUCCCCGCCGUGUGGUUUCCAAGAUGCCCUGCCCAGAGACCAUCAUAUUCUGCCUGGACACCUCGGCCGAAGUCCAGACUGGUCAUUUCAAUCAAAUGACCUAUUGGGAGGCUAUCCGAGAGGACCUGAUGAUGUUUGUGCAUCAAAAGCACUCCUUCAGUCCAAACCACCAGUUCGGUAUCCUCAAUCUCGCUCUGGAGGUGUUCUGGGAACUCCAUCCCACCACGGAUAUCGAGAAAUUCAAUCAGGCGAUGCAGCUAUUACGGCCGUUUCCGGAGAGAAUCGCCCACUGCGACCUUAGCUCGUGUAUUACCUCCGUGAAAGAUCAUAUCCCCAAGACUUCACAGGAAGGAAUCCUUCGUAUCAUCGUUGUCUAUGCCAGAUCGAAAGCACCGACACUUGAAAGCCUGGAACAGUCUCCAGCGAUUCAGAAAUAUGACAAUGUUUUUGUCGACUAUCUGAUUUUGUGCAGCGAUAUAAAUGACCCUGAGGUAACUUCCAUCGACCUGGCUCUCAAUAGUUUACACAACCACUGGUCGUCUCGCACCGGAGAAGGGUACUGCUUCACAGCCUCAAAGCGCACGCAAGCUCAAUGGCGAGUGAUUUCGCUGCUGGCCCAUCCUGACCAGCGGCCAAAGGACCAGCUCAGUGACUAGCUUGGUAGUCGCGGAGGCAGCACAUCCGACGGCCAGGG
Messenger RNA from Polychytrium aggregatum, 735 nucleotides. RefSeq lists its product as uncharacterized. Bases 65 to 697 code for a protein of 210 amino acids. Gene Ontology annotation, cellular component: BRISC complex; BRCA1-A complex. The record is from RefSeq and is a predicted model, not a curated record. NCBI's taxonomy places the organism in Eukaryota, Fungi, Chytridiomycota, Chytridiomycetes, Polychytriales. The transcript is spliced from 11 exons. Gene Ontology annotation, biological process: positive regulation of DNA repair.